Stylophora pistillata is the source of this 883-nucleotide messenger RNA. RefSeq names its product fibroleukin. The record is from RefSeq and is a predicted model, not a curated record. NCBI's taxonomy places the organism in Eukaryota, Metazoa, Cnidaria, Anthozoa, Scleractinia, Pocilloporidae.
CUUUUUAUUCAUUUACGUUUGUUUUGUAUUUUGUUUCGCAGCAUUUUUUGGAAAAUCUGCUUUUCAUCCCCAAAGACGAACAAUGAUUCAAGGCAGAAAAAUGGGUCCUGUUUUGCUGCUUGUGGCAUUGUGUCGCACAGUUCAUAACUUGGCAUCACCACGUACCUCUCCAAUUCACUGUCAAACAAUCAAAAAAUUUAUCCUUGCUAAGAACUGUGCUGAGCUGUACAAUUGCGGUCAUAGGAUUAGUGGCGUCUAUACAAUCGAUCCUCAGGAUGGUUCAGGUCCCUUUAAUGUACUGUGCGACCAGUUAACAGACGGCGGGGGAUGGACAGUGCUUCAGACGAGACAGCAUAGUUCUGUUAAUUUCACCCGCACCUUGGCUGACUACAAACAUGGUUUCGGUAAUUUUCUUCCCAGGGAAGUUUGGCUUGGACUGAACAAGAUCUACCGUCUGACUCGAGAUAAAACAAAGAACAGGCUGCGAGUAGAACUUGGAGUUACUGCUAACAAGACCGUUUAUGCUGAGUAUGCGUGGUUCGGAAUUGGAGACGAGAGUUCUUCUUACCAGCUGAACAUUGGCAAUCUUUUAACUAAGUCAACGACAGCAACAACAAAGGCGACUGUUGGUGAUUCCCUCAGUGCUCAUAAUAACACAUUGUUUGGGGCCUGCAAUGAUGUAGAUGAAGCGAACCACUGGUGGUAUAUUCAUAACGAAAGUAACGCUGGAUGUGGUUUUCUAGCUAAUCUAAAUGGUGUUAUUUCACUUGAUGGGAAAGAAAAGGCCAACAGGAUCUACUGGGCAUUCUUAAAUUCUAGCAACGCUGGAAACAACUCUCCUAUAAAAACAGAAAUGAAAAUCAGACCAGUGGACUUUUCUUGA